AUGCUGGAGAGAAUGUCGCGUCGCUCCCGCUCCCUGCUCUCCCUGACCUUGACCACUCUGGCUCUGGCCCUGUCCAUCCUGGCUCUGUGCACCUCCUACUGGUGUGAGGGCACUCACAAGGUGGUCAAGCCCCUCUGCCUGUCGCCUGUCAAAAUGAAGAACUGUGGUCAGAACAACAGCGAGCCUUACACCACAGAGAGCCCCACUCAGAAUCCCUUCAACCGCACACUGUCUCCAGCCAGGAAAGACGAGCUGGCCAAGAUCAAGCAGCGUCAGCUGGCCAACGCAGUGCACUACAUCUGGGAGACGGGUGAAGACAAGUUUGCUUUCCGAUACUUCCACACUGGCUUCUGGGAAAGCUGUGAGAAGCACAACGACGGGGAAAAAUGUCGCAGCUUUAUAGAGUUAACUCCAGGAGAAACCCAAGGUGUGCUCUGGCUGUCGGUCAUUUCAGAGUUUACGUACAUCGGCCUGCUGGGGAUGGGCUUCUUACUGAUGUGGCUGGAGGUCUUGUGCUCUCAUAAAGAGAUGCACUCGCUCAAAAUCAAUGCCUAUGCAGCGAUCUGCACUGUGCUGUCAGGUCUUCUUGGGAUGGUCGCCCACAUGAUGUUCACCACAGUAUUUCAGAUGACCGUCAUUGUGGGGCCCAAAGACUGGAGGCCUCAGUCCUGGGACUACGGCUGGUCAUUUGCUCUUGCCUGGGUGUCCUUCAGCUGCUGUAUGGGGGCGGCCGUGGUCACCCUUAACUCCUACACAAAGACCAUCAUCGAGCUCCGUCGCAAACAGAGGCUACGACUGGAAGAGGCGAGAGCCGCCACUCACGCUCCAGCCUAUGAGGAUGUUGUCACAGGGGGCGGGCUCUACUCGGUCAGCGGUCUAUUGCAGUGUCCGGACGGCAUGAUGGACGUGGCGUGGUCCCAGAACGGCGGCGUGGUUGGAAUGGGAAACGGGGAUGUGCCAACGCUGGUUUUGGUGGGAGGCUGUGGACCUGAGGGGUGUGAAGACUGUGAGAGAGAGAUGGACCAGAUGGACGUGGUCGUGGGCCGAGUUGAUUCACCUUGUUAG
This is a messenger RNA of Limanda limanda (common dab), 1065 nucleotides long. Its product is annotated as germ cell-specific gene 1-like protein. The coding region runs from base 1 to 1065 and encodes 354 amino acids. NCBI's taxonomy places the organism in Eukaryota, Metazoa, Chordata, Actinopteri, Pleuronectiformes, Pleuronectidae. The transcript has 6 exons. Gene Ontology annotation, cellular component: plasma membrane. The record is from RefSeq and is a predicted model, not a curated record.